Prorocentrum cordatum is the source of this 3658-nucleotide messenger RNA. The record is from the annotation of a GenBank genome assembly. NCBI's taxonomy places the organism in Eukaryota, Dinophyceae, Prorocentrales, Prorocentraceae.
AGGGGCGUGGAUUGGGCCGUUGGAGUUGGCUUCGGCCCAGCUUGGCAUCGACUUCGCAAGUAUUCGCCGCGUGGUGAUCACCGUCUCGUCAAUACGAUCGCAGCGUCAACGUCAUCAGAGCAGCAUCCGGAGCCCUAGUGGCACGAACCAUCGUACAAACGAUGGACGUUCAAACGGGUUAUCUUGUUGCACGAUUCGUACACAUCUCUAUAUACUCUCCGAACAAACGAUGACUCACUUACUUAUUAUGAUUCUUACUGCAGCUUGCGCAUGCAAUGUAAUUCAGGUGGUCGGCGUUCACGCCAACAAGAGAAGACCGAAACAUGGGCGCAGGGGCCAUGGACGCAGGAGCACGUCCAUGAGAGCCAUGCCGAGCCCUGAAGAUUUGUUUAAUAAUUGGUUGGAUACUCGUGUUGACGAUGUGAUGCUCCCCCCAAAUGACACUGGGGGACUCUCCACAUCUGAGACCACUCCUGGGAUGCUUCCCCCAGAUGACAGUGGUUUUGCCUCGGCCGCUCAUGGUGAUGGUGUUCCGGCCGCGCCUUCGCAGUUGCCUAGUGGUGCCUGUGGUCCGAUCUUAGUUGUCUACCUGACAUAUGGCAACCAAAAACCUACCAAGACGCUUGCGGAGGUUCAGGGCUUCUUCUGGAACGUUCCAACUACAACUUGUUUGACGAAUUUCAACAGUAUCCCUCCGUGGGAUAGGCCUCAAUGUUCUGGCUUCAACCACUCUCUUCACCACAAUUCUUGGGGGGUGGCUUGGCUUGAAUCUGCCGAUGUCGAUUUCUUCGAGAUGGAAUCAACUGAAGACCCUGCGAAUUGGCUCCAGGGAGGUUUCCCAGAUCUGACUGCAGUUGCAACCAGUGUUCAUAGUCAAGCAGCAUAUCAAACACAGUUCAGCACAAGGGCUUACAAGCAUACGAUGGUCAUUGGACCUGGGAGCACUUACGCGACCACUGCUUUCUAUCCGACCACCGAGUGGUACAGUGGGUUUUCCCAAUACUUCGGCAAUGCUGUUACUUGGCAGACGUUCUUUCACGAGAUAGGGCACAAUUGGGGCCUCAACCAUGCAGGAGGAUAUACUAGCGGGGGUACGUUCCAGGAGUACCAGGAUGAUGCGAUAAUGGGUUAUCAGCGGUCGUGGCGGCCUACAGACACCAACGUUGUUGCGCGCUAUAGGCUCGGUUGGAUUACAGGGGCCGAUAUAGUGGAGUUCAUUCGGGGGUCUGAUAGCAUUGCAGUCAACUUGUCUCCCCUCAAUGAGGGGCCGGAUGGGUCAGAGUCUUUGCUCAUGAAGAUCCCAUGCGAUGAAUGCGUAGGAAAUGUUGCGUCGACCACAAGUGUUGGUGCUCUCUACCUUUCCUUCCGUGUGGCCGACGCAGCAAGCUUUUACGGCGUUUCGGCUUCGCACACACAAAGUGGCCUCUAUGACAAAUAUUCUGGUUCACUUUUGGAAUUGGUUGACCGUGUCCAUGUGCAUUUCCAGCCCGAUGUCAGUUCGGCGACUGAGCUUUGGUCCACAUUGGCAGAGGGGGACACUUUCGAAAUCUCCAGUAGUACCAUGUGGAUUCAUGUCUGCAGCCUCGAUGUCGCGACCUUUGCCAAGGUGAGUGUGUCAGACACGAGCGCAGCCAUGGCGCAGAUAGGAUGCACGCCAGCACCGACGCUGGCGCCGACGCCAGCACCGACUCCAUCACCAACGCCAGUGCCGACGCAAGUUCCGACGCCAGCACCGACGCCAGCGCCCACGAUGGCACCAACGCCAGAACCGUCGCCAGCGCCGACGCCAGCACCGACGCCAGCACCGACGCCGUCACCGACUUCAGCGCCGACGCCAUCACCGACGCCAGCUCCGACGCAAGUACCCACGUCAGCACCCACGUCAGCGCCGACACCAGCACCAACCCAAGCGCCGACGCCAACACCGACGAUGGCACCGACGUCAGCGCCGACGCCAGCACCGACGCCAGCGCCAACGCCAGCACCGACGCCAGCGCCGACGCCAUCACCGACAUCAGCUCCGACGCCAUCACCGACGCCAGCUCCGACGCAAGUACCGACGCCAGCACCGACGCCAUCACCGACCGCCGACGCCAUCACCGACGCCAGCUCCGACGCAAGUACCCACGUCAGCACCCACGUCAGCGCCGACACCAGCACCAACCCAAGCGCCGACGCCAACACCGACGAUGGCACCGACGUCAGCGCCGACGCCAGCACCGACGCCAGCGCCAACGCCAGCACCGACGCCAGCGCCGACGCCAUCACCGACAUCAGCUCCGACGCCAUCACCGACGCCAGCUCCGACGCAAGUACCGACGCCAGCACCGACGCCAUCACCGACGCCAUCACCGACGCCUUUACCCACGUCAGCACCGACGUCAGCGCCGACACCAGCACCAACCCAAGCGCCGACGCCAGCACCGACGCCAGCGCCGACGCCAUCACCGACGCCAUCACCCGCCGACGUCAUCACCGACGCCAUCACCGACAGCAGCGCCGACGCCAGCACCGACGCCAGCACCAACGCAAGCGCCGACGUUGGCGCCGACGAUGGCACCGUCGUCAGCGCCGACGCCAGCACCGUCGCCAGCGCCGACGCCAUCACCGACGCCAGCUCCGACGCAAGUACCGACGACGGUACCGACGUCAGCGCCGACGCCAACACCAACCCAAGCGCCGACGUCAACACCGACGAUGGCACCGACGUCAGCGCCGACGCCAAUACCGACGUCAACGCCGACGUCAGCGCCGACACUAGCACCAACCCAAGCGCCGACGCCAAUACCGACGAUGGCACCGACUUCAACGCCGACGCCAGCACCGACGCCAGCGCCGACACCAGCAUCGACGCCAGCGCCGAUGCCAUCACCGACGCCAAUGCCGACGUCAACGCUGACGCCAGCACCGACGCUGGCGCUGACGCCAGUACCGACGACAGCACCGACGCCAGCGCCGACAUCAGCACCAACUAGAGCACCGACGCCAGCGCCGACGCCAACACCGAAUACACAACUGACAGUACCGAUAGCAACCCCGAAGUCUUCACCGUCACCAGCGCCGACUCCACAACCACUACUUCCAUCAGGCCCAGUCUCUGGCAUUGGUGACCCUCACCUCACCAACAUGUACGGCGAGCGAUAUGACCUCUACCAGACUGGCGUACAAGUACUCUUGCAGAUACCGCGUAAAAACUUUCUGGGGCCGCGGCGCACGCUGCUGCGCUUGGAGGCCGACGCCAGGCGCAUCGGUUCGGUGUGCUCUGACGUGUAUUUCCAGGUGGUCACAAUAUCUGGAUCGUGGACGAAUCGGAGUGGCGGAAUUCGGCUCUUCGCGAAGGAAUCGCAAGGCAUACCUAAUCAUAUGAAGUGGAGGCGAUUUGGCAAGAUCGAGCUAAAGGUCGCUAACGGGAAAACGCCAGAGGGCAUCGCAUAUCUCAACGUCUUCGCUAAAAACGUCAAGCGUGCGGGGUGCCCAGUCGGCGGCUUGCUCGGCGGUGACGACCACACUGAGGCCGCGACUCGGCCUUUGGAGUGCGCUCGCAGCCUGUCUUUGUAAUGGUUUCACACGUUUGGCGGUCCGCCCAGCCGUCUCGCAGCGGCGUGCUGCCUAGAAGUCUCGCUCUGCCGUCUCGUAGAGUGUUGAAAAGAUCAUCCGC